Messenger RNA from Pararge aegeria (speckled wood butterfly), 5802 nucleotides. It is a transcript of the gene na, whose product is annotated as sodium leak channel non-selective protein. Gene Ontology annotation, cellular component: membrane. The transcript has 35 exons. NCBI's taxonomy places the organism in Eukaryota, Metazoa, Arthropoda, Insecta, Lepidoptera, Nymphalidae. The record is from RefSeq and is a predicted model, not a curated record. The coding region runs from base 159 to 5528 and encodes 1789 amino acids. Gene Ontology annotation, molecular function: monoatomic cation channel activity. Gene Ontology annotation, biological process: transmembrane transport; monoatomic ion transport.
UUUACCGAGAACAAAAAACGAAUGUUUGAAUUUAAUUAUUUAUAGCUUGUGAUUAAUAUGUUCAUUAUGAGUUGUUUCAAAAAUUAUCUUACAUUUUUAUUGCGUACAAUAUUUUUCCGCAAAUUUCUAUUUAAAUCCAUGUAAUCCUAAAAAUCACCAUGUUGGGACGAAAACAAAGCCUAAAAGGCGAGCCAGUGUUAGCCGAUUACGGCCCAGAGGAAUCUCUAAAUGAAAGUGCCGAUAUUGAAUGGGUAAAUAAGCUAUGGGUCAGAAGAAUUUUACGUUUUUGUGCUCUUCUUAGUUUGAUGUCAGUUUCCUUAAACACACCUAAAUCUUUUGAAAAAUAUCCUUAUCUUCAGACAGUUACUUUUGCAGUCGACUGUUGUGUCACACUGUUGUUUACAGCUGAAAUGAUUGCUAAAAUGCAUAUAAGAGGAAUUCUUAAGUACUCAAAAUAUAGAAAAGUGCUUAAUUAUUAUAAAAUUGUAAUUGCUUGUCAGGGAGAUGUUGCAUACUUGAAAGAUCACUGGUGUCAGUUUGAUGCUUCAAUGGUAUUUUUUCUUUGGGUAUCUGUUUUACUCCAAAUGUUCGAGCUGACAGGAAUUGUGCCUAGAUACAGUUACUUAAGUAUUUUAAGAGCACCCAGACCCCUUAUAAUGAUUAGAUUUUUGAGGGUCUUUCUGAAAUUCUCCAUGCCAAAAUCUAGAAUAAAUCAAAUAUUCAAGAGAUCAAGCCAACAAAUCUACAAUGUGACCUUAUUUUUUCUCUUCUUUAUGUCAUUGUACAGUUUAUUGGGUGUGCAAUUUUUUGGAGAAUUGACCCAUCACUGUGUGAGAAAUAAUACAUAUCCAAAUGAAAUCACUAUCAACUCAUUGGCUAUACCUGAUACGUUUUGUUCGCCUGAACCAAAUUCAGGGUACCAAUGUCCAGCAGGAAUGAAAUGUAUGAAGCUGAAUUUGUCAAAAUAUAUAAUGGGGUUCAAUGGAUUUGAAGAAUUUGCAACUAGUUUAUUUACUGUAUAUCAAGCAUCUUCUCAGGAAGGUUGGGUGUUUAUAAUGUAUAGAGCUAUUGAUUCAUUGCCUGCUUGGAGAUCUGCUCUUUAUUUUAGUACAAUGAUAUUCUUUCUGGCCUGGCUUGUGAAAAAUGUGUUCAUAGCUGUUAUAACUGAAACAUUCAAUGAAAUAAGAGUGCAAUUCCAACAAAUGUGGGGUGUCAGAAAUCCAAUUACAAAAGGCAGCACAACACAAUUUUUCACUGGAGAUGACAAUGGAUGGAAAUUGGUAACAAUUGAUGAGAACAAACAUUCAGGAAGUGCACCCAAUGCAUUUCAUAAAACAUUGCGCUCAGCUUACUUUCGACUUCUUGUUAUGGGGGUGGUUUUGGCGAAUGGAAUUAUAACAGCAACUAUGAAUUUCAAGCAUGACGAUAAUCCAAGGGAGUUUUUCUAUGAAAAAUACUAUUAUAUAGAGAUUGCAUUUACAAUUUUCUUGGAUUUGGAAGCUUUAAUAAAAAUAUGGUGUCUUGGAUGGAAGGGAUAUUUCAAACAUUCUGUUCACAAGUUUGAAUUACUUCUGGCUAUCGGAACUACAAUUCAUAUAAUCCCGCAACUUUAUAUGUCUGGUUUUACGUAUUUUCAGGUUCUGCGAGUUGUACGCCUUAUCAAAGCAUCACCUUUGUUGGAAGGAUUUGUAUACAAAAUCUUUGGGCCAGGGAAGAAAUUGGGUAGCCUCAUUAUAUUUACAAUGUGUUUGCUGAUUAUAAGUUCUUCUAUUUCCAUGCAAAUGUUUUGUUUCCUAUGUGAAUUUACGAAAUUCGAGACUUUUCCGGAGGCUUUUAUGUCUAUGUUCCAAAUACUGACUCAAGAAGCAUGGGUGGAAGUGAUGGACGAAACUAUGGUGCGGACGAGCCAAACAUUGACACCUCUAGUUGCUAUUUACUUCAUACUUUAUCACCUAUUUGUUACGCUGAUUGUGCUAUCGCUAUUCGUAGCAGUGAUUUUGGAUAAUUUGGAAUUGGACGAAGACAUAAAAAAGCUCAAGCAAUUAAGAUACAGACAACAGAGUGCCGAAAUAAAGGAGAGCUUGCCCUUUCGGUUGAGAAUAUUUGAGAAAUUUCCUGAUAGCCCACAAAUGACUAAGUUGCACAAAGUUCCCGGAGAUUUUAAUUUACCUAAGGUUCGCGAGUCGUUCAUGCGACAAUUCGUCUGCGAAGUGGAUGGAGACGAGGAAGUGGGUGCGGUGGGAGUGACGGGGACAGUAGCAGUGGGCACGCGCUCACAAGUUGGCGAUUUGUCUCGUCGUGCGUUCGAGUACAUAGGCGUCGACAAGAUCGCCUUCCCAUAUCGCAAGCGCUGCCUUGUCAAGACGCUGACGGUGGCGCCGCCGUCCCAGCGACCAAGUUCAGCGCUGCGGAGACACGUCGUCGCUUCCAUUAUCAAUGAUUCUAACAACCAUCGUCGUCUGGUGCUCGGAGAUUCGGCAAUGUUGGCGACGGGCGGCAAAUCCGGUCUAAAACCCCAAGGAACGGUGUCCAGUGCAAAACAGCUGCGAGUCGAUCAGAAAAAAUUCGGUUCGAGAUCCAUUCGUCGAUCGGUUCGCAGUGGGUCGAUCAAACUGAAGCAAACGUACGAACAUCUGCUGGAGAACGGCGACAUUGGUGCGGCGUCGCGCGUUGUGCCAUCGUCGCGUGCCCGCCCACCCUACCUCGAUAUACGCCUUCUGCAGGCCAAGAGGCAACAGGCAGAGAUGAGACGGAACCAACGGGAAGAAGACUUACGUGAAAAUCACCCGUUAUUCGAUACCCCGCUUCUCAUAGUUCCGAGGGAAUCACGCUUCCGCAAAAUAUGUCGUGCUAUCGUGGAUGCAAGAUAUGACGCACGCUUAAGGGACCCUGUGACUGGAAACGAAAGAAAAGUCCAUUAUAAAAGUUUCCACAACUUUCUAGGGCUUGUCACGUACUUAGACUGGGUAAUGAUUAUGGUUACCACACUGUCGUGUCUUUCAAUGAUGUUUGAAACACCCACGUAUCGUGUUAUGGAAAAUUUUGUACUACAGAUUGCAGAAUAUGGAUUUGUGGUUUUCAUGAGUCUUGAAUUGGCACUAAAGAUAUUGGCGGAUGGAUUAUUCUUUACCCCUAAAGCUUACCUCAAAGACGCUGCUGCUGUGUUGGAUGUUUUCAUUUAUAUAGUGUCGCUAACCUUUCUGUGUUGGAUGCCCGUGCGUGUGCCACCCGGAUCGGCGGCGCAGAUGCUCAUGAUUCUGCGCUGCGUUCGCCCGUUGCGCAUCUUCACGCUCGUGCCGCAUAUGCGCAAGGUCGUCUACGAGCUUUGCCGCGGCUUCAAGGAGAUCCUGUUGGUAUCAACGCUUUUAAUUUUGCUGAUGUUUGUGUUUGCAAGCUAUGGCGUUCAGUUGUAUGGAGGAAGAUUGGCUCGUUGCAACGAUCCAACGAUUACACGACGCGAGGAUUGCGUUGGCGUAUUCAUGAGGCGUGUGUUCGUUACCAAGAUGAAGCUGCGUCCAGGGCCCAACGAAACCUUUCCGUCUAUGCUCGUGCCGAGAGUUUGGGCCAAUCCAAAGCGUUUCAACUUCGAUAACAUCGGUGACGCACUCUUAACCCUGUUCGAAGUGCUCUCUUUCAAGGGUUGGUUAGAUGUUCGAGAUGUAUUGAUAAAAGCUUUGGGUCCCGUACAUGCAAUAUACAUUCAUGUAUACAUAUUCUUGGGUUGUAUGAUUGGACUGACCCUGUUUGUUGGCGUUGUGAUUGCAAACUAUUCAGAAAAUAAAGGAACUGCAUUGCUAACUGUUGAUCAGAGGAGAUGGUGUGACUUAAAGAAAAGAUUGAAAAUCGCUCAGCCUUUACACCUUCCUCCUCGACCCGAUGGCAGAAAAGUGCGUGCGUUUGCUUAUGACGUCACACAAAACUUGUCAUUUAAAAGAGUAAUCGCUAUCGUCGUACUUAUCAACAGCGGCUUAUUGGCAGUGACGUGGUCGCGGCACUCUUCGAACACCGCCCGUCUAGCUCUGACGUCGGCGCUGCUGACAUUAGUGUUCGUGGUGGAGGUGCUGCUAAAGACCGUCGCGUUCACGCCGCGCGGCUACUGGCAGAGCCGCCGAAACCGCUACGAUCUACUCGUCACCGUCGCUGGGUGCAUCUGGAUAUUCAUGCACUUCACUCUCCAAAACGAUCUGUCAUACUUCGUUGGGUUCAUGGUAGUGAUACUACGGUUCUUCACGAUUACUGGCAAGCACACGACACUCAAGAUGUUGAUGCUCACAGUCGGUGUAAGCGUCUGCAAGAGCUUCUUCAUCAUAUUCGGCAUGUUCUUACUGGUUUUCUUCUACGCACUGGCAGGCACAAUUGUGUUUGGAAACGUUAAAUAUGGGGAAGGUAUCGGAAGGCGCGCGAACUUCAACUCGCCGAUCCACAGUGUGGCGAUGUUAUUCCGCAUAGUCACAGGGGAGGACUGGAACAAGAUCAUGCACGAUUGCAUGGUUGCGCCGCCCUACUGCACACCCGCGGAUAACUACUGGGAGACAGACUGCGGAAACUUCACCGCCUCGCUUGCGUACUUCUGUACCUUCUACGUGAUUAUCACAUACAUCGUGCUGAACUUGCUUGUGGCUAUCAUCAUGGAAAACUUUUCAUUAUUCUACUCAAAUGAAGAAGAUGCUCUUUUGUCGUACGCCGAUAUAAGGAAUUUCCAAAAUACUUGGAAUAUAGUUGAUGUACAUCAAAAGGGAGUUAUCCCGGUUCGAAAGGUGAAAUUCAUAUUGCGUUUGUUAAAAGGCCGCUUGGAGUGUGACACGCAUAAGGAACGACUUUUGUUCAAGUACAUGUGCUAUGAACUGGAAAGAUUACAUAAUGGCGAAGACGUGACGUUCCAUGAUGUUAUCAAUAUGCUUUCGUAUCGCACAGUCGAUAUCCGGAAAUCUUUGCAAAUGGAGGAAUUGUUAGCACGCGAAGAAUUCGAGUUUCUAAUUGAAGAGGAGGUUGCAAAGCAAACAAUACGCACUUGGCUCGAAGGAUGCCUCAAGAAGAUCCGCGCUAACAGCAGUAAGCAACAAACAAGUCUAAUAGCAGGUCUCAGAAAAACAAACGAACAACCUGUAGAGUUAAGCAGCGAGAAGGAAAAGGAGAAACAGGAUGCCGAGGCACAGCAGGCAGCCGCUAAUACUGGUCGCACUGAAAUUACAGAAUCUACAUCGCAACCAAUUAUGUCAAUUGUUACAUCAUCGCUGGACACUCAACCGAAGCGCUCAUCCGGUAAAGGCCAAUUUAAAAGAUCGGGACUGCCUUCAGUAACGAUACCGAGACCUGAGAGUCCUGUUAAGAAAUACUUACAGCCAACGUUGAGCGACCCACACCCGACUCUUAACAAAAAACCAACAACACCAGCGGCAGGCACGGCCAGCGCGACAACGAAGAGCAACCGUGCGCACGCGCAGCAUAACAGUGCGGGCGCGCCGCACGCAGCGCUUCACGACGUGCACUCGUGGUGGGGCGCACGCCUCGUCGAGAACGUCCAUUAGCCGCUACCCUUCUGGACUAUAGAACGAAACAACAAAGUAAUGAAUUUACAAAAUAAACUAGCCAUUUGCGAGACGGACUCGCGCACGAAGGGUUCCGUACCAUGAUCAAUUAACAUUGCAAAAAAAGUGAUGUCUUAUUUCUUAUGUCUAUUUUAAUUUAACUAUUCAUUUGUACAACGUGUUAAUCGAUAUAAUAUUCCACAGGCUUAAGAGGUACAUUAUGUCUGUCUCUGAGAUAAGUCAUCUGUGAAACCGAAAACCUAAUAGUUUUUGA